This is a messenger RNA of Bipolaris oryzae ATCC 44560, 1158 nucleotides long. RefSeq lists its product as uncharacterized. NCBI's taxonomy places the organism in Eukaryota, Fungi, Ascomycota, Dothideomycetes, Pleosporales, Pleosporaceae. The coding region runs from base 1 to 1158 and encodes 385 amino acids. The transcript is spliced from 2 exons. The record is from RefSeq and is a predicted model, not a curated record.
AUGUCACUUCCUCCCGAUUACAGUAUCGGCAAGAAAACAGAUACGGGAGAAUAUGACUCAGAUGACGAGGCUUCCCCCCAGCGCGGAACGUCGACACCAAUCAGUGGGCAGUUGGACAGGCUUCCAGAGGUCUCUAACAAUGUCGAUACCGACAACUCGCCAUCCGAUGAAGAACAAAGUACAGAUCAGUCGUUCAACACCAGCGGUGAUUCAUUAUCCCAUGCGGUUGAAGAUAAAGAAACUUUCGAGCCCCACGAAACGGACGCAACCAAAAUAAAAGCCUUCUUUCAUCUCAAGCUGGCGGAUGGUAGCGGCUAUUACAAACAAAGAGACAUAUUGCCUGAGCAACGCGAGUCAGCCGAAGACGAUGAGAACGAUGAACACGGUACUCUCUUCGUUCCUGAGCUAACAGCAUACAAGGUUCCUCAGAAGCUCAAAGCUGGAAACAAUGCUACAUAUUCCCCCUGGACUAAGGCCUCCACAUGGCGAUGGAAGCGAACUGCAGAUGACGAAACAGAGUUCUGGACUCCGAGGUUCGUCUUCCGUCGAUUUCAUGCACGCACCCAUAAGUACGAAGGGAUAUACGUCGGUGAGACGCGGAUCAAAAAUAUCGACCCCAAUAACAGGGCCUGGGUGUCCGCAUACAACAAGUGGAUCAGCCAGAUUAAACGCCGCUCAGACAGCAGCUGGGUGCACGAAAAAAGACGGGACCACUGGACCGUCCCCGAGAUUUGCGCCAUGUACAAUGGUAUCAACGAGUUUCUACACAUCAACGGCAUCGAUGCUUAUCACGGGAUGACGAACGUGAGCCUGCGGCCGAUACUCGAUGCGAUAAACGCGGCAGGGAACAAGAAUCGCGGUAUGGAUGCACUGCGCGGGCAGUUGAGUUCUGCGCAUGCGUUGAAAAACGCAAGCCUGGCUUACCUUCGAGAUAAUGUGCAGGAGCUCGUCAAGUAUCUGGAGGACGGAGGCAUACUGGAUGAUGGGGAAAGGUUUCCCGAGAAGUUUAUUCCAGAGGAUGAAUUUCCGACGGCUCCAAGGAGGAAUAUGCGGAAAAUUGAGAGUAAGAACAAGUCCUCGGGUCAUAAGGUGAAGUAUGUGGCAGGUAGUGUUGAGGUUGAUGUUCCCGGUAACGAUACACUGGGCGAUGGGACGUAG